Gasterosteus aculeatus aculeatus (three-spined stickleback) is the source of this 1910-nucleotide messenger RNA. Its product is annotated as cytochrome P450 2K1. Gene Ontology annotation, cellular component: cytoplasm; intracellular membrane-bounded organelle. Lineage: Eukaryota; Metazoa; Chordata; Actinopteri; Perciformes; Gasterosteidae. The record is from RefSeq and is a predicted model, not a curated record. Gene Ontology annotation, molecular function: oxidoreductase activity, acting on paired donors, with incorporation or reduction of molecular oxygen, reduced flavin or flavoprotein as one donor, and incorporation of one atom of oxygen; heme binding; iron ion binding. Gene Ontology annotation, biological process: xenobiotic metabolic process.
UCAGCGAGUAAUUGAGCUAAAGAGGCACGUAGACAAUUGUUAACCCAGCCUCUUGUGCCACCGUAUUCCAAGUCAAUAACAGUUGAACUUAGGUGCUUUAGUUAGACGUGUGCCCUGACAGCAGAACAGAUGUCUGUGUACUUUUGCUCCAGUACCAGCACUUUUUUAGGGGCUGUUGUUCUCCUGCUCGUCCUCUAUCUGAUAUCCAACAGUUUGACCCGCCGGGAACUCAGGAAGGUGCCUCCUGGUCCCAGUCCUCUACCGCUGCUUGGCAACCUUCUGCAGCUCGAUCUCAAGAGACCUUACGUCACCCUGUGUGAGCUUUCAAAGAAGCAUGGGUCCGUGUUUACGGUCUACCUUGGAACCAGCAGAGUGGUGGUCCUGGCGGGAUACAAAGCAGUCAAAGAAGCUCUGGUGAACCACAGAGAAGAGUUUGGAGACAGAGAUAUCUCCCCUAUCUUCUAUGAUUUGAAUCACGGCCAUGGAAUUCUGUUUGCUAACGGAGAAUCCUGGAAAGAGAUGCGCCGUUUUGCCCUCACCAACCUCAGAGACUUUGGAAUGGGAAAACAACUCUCAGAGCAUAAAAUCUUGGAAGAAUGCCAGUACCUGAUGGAAGUGUUUGAAAAGCACCAAGGGAAACCAUUUGAUACAGCAAGCCCGGUAAAUUAUGCCACAUCCAACAUAAUCUCUGCUAUCGUGUACGGCAGCAGGUUCGAAUACAACAAUCCCCAAUUCAUGAGCAUGGUGGAGAGAUCCAAUGAAAUCAUAAGUGUUGUGGGCUCCGCACAAAUCCAGCUUUACAACAUGUUUCCCAGGCUGGUCAGUUGGACAAAAAAACGGCAGCUUUUAUUAAAUAAUCUGACGAGGACUGUCAGAGAUGUCAAAGAACUAAUCUUGCAUCUGAAAGACACACUGCACCCUCAGUUCUGCAGAGGCCUCGUGGACUGUUUUCUCAUCCAGAUGCAGAAGGACGAAGAGGCUUGUGUUAAGGACACUCACUACAAUGAGAAGAACUUGAUAUUUACAGUGACCAACCUGUUUUCAGCUGGCACUGAUACCACAGCGACUACUCUGAGAUGGAGUUUGCUGCUCAUGGCUAAAUAUCCACAUAUUCAAGACCAGGUCCAGGAGGAGCUGAGCAGGGUGGUGGGAAGCCGUCAGGUCCGAGUAGAGGACAGGAGGAACCUGCCGUACACUGAUGCUGUCAUCCAUGAGACACAGAGACUGGCCAACAUUGCUCCCCUUGCCAUUCCUCACAAAACCAGCCGAGACGUCACCUUCCAGGGCUUCUUCAUCAGUGCGGGGACCACUGUGUUUCCUCUUCUUACUUCUGUCCAUCAUGAUGAGAGUGAAUGGGAAACCCCAAACUCUUUUAACCCUUCCCACUUCCUGGAUACGGAGGGUAAAUUUACCAAGAGAGACGCCUUCAUGCCCUUUUCUGCAGGUAGCAGGGCGUGUCCUGGAGAAAGUCUGGCCAGGAUGGAGCUGUUCCUGUUCUUCACUUCUCUCCUCCAGCGCUUCCGUUUCACUCCUCCACCUGGAGUUAAAGAGGAUGAUCUGGAUCUGACUCCAGCUGUGGGCUUCACCCGCACCCCUUCACCUCAUGAGCUGUGUGCCGUCAGUCGUGAGGGAAUUCGAAAUGAGUAGAUUAUUUGAUAUGUAAAUGGAAUCAUAUCGUAGCGUUUGAAAGUUGCACUUUUGUGGUAAAUCCCUUCCAAACAUUUCCCAUAAAUAUUGUAUCAGUCUUCAAGGUCCUUUUGUCAAAGUUGCAUCUUUUCUUUUAUCUCUGAACACUCCUAUGCCGCACCCAUGAGGGUAACCGAAAAUGUUAAAAAAUGGAGCAAAGACUAUGAAAUUGAGCUAACAUCACAAUACAUUUGCAAAAAGUAAAUAAAGAAUAUGUAAUGAUG